GACAUGAUCUUUUUUAGAGUUCUUCAUUUCGAGCUUCUCCGUCCAUUCCCUAAAUAAGAGUGAUUGCUCACAUAAUUGGGUGAGAGAUUUGUUUUUGGUCAAAAAUAGAAAAACAAAAACCUCAACGGAGAUACAAUCCAGUGCUUUGCAAGAGCCAAUAAGCCUCCUCGAUUCCAUGCAACCUCUUCUCUCUUUCAUUCUCUGUGUUGUGAACUUGUGAUUAUCUACGCUCCCCAUCUCUGAAGUCUGAACACACGCAUACAUCCCCCACUCUACAAUUCACAACACCAACAGAACACAGAGAGAAAACAUGAUAUACCCCGUCGACACCUAACCCAGCCAUGAUCCAACCCCGAUUAGACUUCCGAUUCCGUCGCUCCUCCAAUGCCGUAAACCUAAGCGAUCGCACCUAUUUACACCAACAUGUCACACUCGCCGGACCAAUCCGUCUCCUGCGCUAACAGCCUCCACUGCGGCGAGGACGCUGUCGACCUUGCCGACACGUCAUUCUCCGACCACCUUCCCUUAUCGGCCGAUGAUACUGCCAUUUCUAGAUUCGUUGAUAUUGAAUCUCAGUUCAUGCCUCGCCUUGACUAUCUUCAACGCUGCCGCGAUCGGACUGUUGAUGUCACCGCCCGCCAGGACUCCAUCAAAUGGAUCUUAAAGGUGCAUACAUAUUACCAUUUCAGGCCAGUUACAGCUUUACUCUCCGUCAAUUAUCUCGACCGUUUCCUCUCCUCUCAUUCUCUCCCGGCAAAUGGGUGGCCGUUUCAGCUGCUAUCAGUGGCGUGCUUGUCUUUAGCGGCCAAAAUGGAGGAGCCUCACGUGCCCCUUUUAUCAGACCUGCAAUUAUUCGAACCCAGAUUCGUAUUCGAACCCGUAACCAUUCAAAGAAUGGAGUUGUGUGUCAUGGCCAAUCUUAGUUGGAGACUACGCUCCAUCACACCCUUCGAUUAUCUCCAUCAUUUCAUCUCAAAGCUUCCAUCUUGUUCUUCUUCAGGACCCGGCGACCUCACUCGGCUCUUAAAAGCAUCAACGGAUCUCAUUCUCAGUACCACCCGAGUAAUUGAUUUCUUGGAUUUCGCACCAUCCACAAUCGCAGCGGCCGCCGUGCUAUCCAUUGCCUUCGGCGAGAUUCUGGAUUUACCUGAGUUUCAAUUUCACGAGAGAGUAAACAAAGUCGAAAUGGUGACAAGCUGUCAUCAACUCAUGGAAGAACAUCUGAUCGACGCGUGUCCUUCCUCUGGCUGUAAAUAUUCAACAGCCGACACGCCAACUGAGCCGCUUAGCCCAGUCGGCGUGCUGGACGCGGCUGGCUGUGGAAGCUGCGACACCCAUUCCGAUACUCCUGGCCCGGGGAGCCAAGCGGAGCCGGAACCGAAGCGUGUUCGGUCGAGGGAUCAUGUAUAGUAAACGGUGGAUAAGAGCAGUGUCGCCUAAUGAACGGACAGGAUUGGAUAAACUUAAAGGGGAGGAAGAGGGAAUUUUGAGUAUUAUAUAAAUUGAUUAUAUCCAAUUAUGUUCGGGUAUAAUCUUUUUUUUAAUAGAUGGGCAUUUUGGUCAAUCGAAAUACAUACAUAUA
Molecule: messenger RNA, 1582 nt
Organism: Tripterygium wilfordii
Lineage: Eukaryota; Viridiplantae; Streptophyta; Magnoliopsida; Celastrales; Celastraceae
Product: cyclin-D4-1-like
Exons: 5
Coding region: 424-1410 (328 amino acids)
Biological process (GO): mitotic cell cycle phase transition; regulation of cyclin-dependent protein serine/threonine kinase activity
Cellular component (GO): cytoplasm; nucleus; cyclin-dependent protein kinase holoenzyme complex
Molecular function (GO): cyclin-dependent protein serine/threonine kinase regulator activity
Source: RefSeq, a predicted model, not a curated record